Molecule: messenger RNA, 2598 nt
Organism: Cladophialophora yegresii CBS 114405
Lineage: Eukaryota; Fungi; Ascomycota; Eurotiomycetes; Chaetothyriales; Herpotrichiellaceae
Product: minichromosome maintenance protein 2
Exons: 4
Coding region: 1-2598 (865 amino acids)
Biological process (GO): DNA replication; mitotic DNA replication initiation; double-strand break repair via break-induced replication
Cellular component (GO): nucleus; MCM complex
Molecular function (GO): single-stranded DNA helicase activity; ATP binding; 3'-5' DNA helicase activity
Source: RefSeq, a predicted model, not a curated record
AUGUCCGCGGCAAACAGAGGCCCCAGCAACGCGGCCAGGCGCAAGAGGGCUCGCGAUGAAGAUGAGGACGACAUCAUGUCAUCGUCGCCCGCGGCGAUACCUUCAUCGCCCCCUUUACUACCCACGAAUGAGAACGAGGAUGACCUUGAUGACGACUUGGAUCCAGAAGACGACCUCAUCGGAGACAUUGAUGAUGCAGACGAGAUGGCAGAGGACGAGGACGGCAUCGACUUGUUCGGUGACAAUUUCAUGAACGACGAGCGUGAACGACGCGAGCAAGAAACAUACCAAGGCCGUAUGAUUGACGAUGAAGGCGAUUACGACGACCUUGACCUCGCUUCCCGCCGACAAUUGGAGGCAAGACUUAACAAACGCGAUCGCGAGCUGGCUCGUCGACGUCGCAUGCCCGCUGCAUUUAUGCCGGAUGACGACGACGAUGCAGGCAUCGAUUUGACUAGACAGCCUCGCAGACGACGACAUCACUAUGACGAGGACCAGGACGACAUGGAUAUCGAUGAAAACAUCAUGGAAGAAGAAUUGUCCUUGGAGACGUUGCAGGACGUCAAGGCCUCGAACAUCACCGAAUGGGUGACCGUGCCUUCUGUGAUGAAGACGAUCGCCCGCGAGUUCAAAUCUUUCCUGACGGAAUACAUCGAUGCAAACGGGACGUCCGUCUACGGCACCCGGAUCCGCACCUUGGGCGAGGUCAACUCCGAGUCUCUCGAGGUCUCGUACGACCAUCUGGCUUCGACAAAGGCCAUCUUGGCUUACUUCCUGGCCAACGCACCCUCGGAAAUGCUCAAGAUUUUUGACAAGGCCGCCUUCGAGGUCGUCCGCCUGCACUACCCAAACUACGAGCUUAUACACCCUGAGAUCCAUGUCCGCAUCUCCGAUCUCCCAGUCCAGUACACGCUGAGACAAUUGCGCCAGUCGCACCUCAAUUGCCUGGUCCGCGUGUCGGGUGUCGUCACCCGCCGCACUGGUGUCUUUCCGCAGCUCCAGAUGGUCAAAUUCCGGUGCCAGAAGUGCGGCGUCACGCUUGGCCCCUUCGCUCAAGAAUCCACGUCCGCCGAGGUGAAACUGACCUUCUGCCAAGCCUGCCAGUCCCGAGGGCCCUUCACCCUGAGCACCGACAAAACUGUGUAUCGAAACUACCAGAAACUGACGCUGCAGGAAUCUCCCGGGACAGUGCCUGCGGGUCGGCUGCCGCGCCACCGAGAAGUCAUCCUCCUGGCUGAUCUGAUCGACAAGGCCAAGCCCGGUGAGGAAGUCGAUGUCACGGCCAUCUACCGCAACAACUACAGCGGGCAGCUCAACAAUAAGAACGGAUUCCCCGUUUUUGCGACAAUGCUAGAAGCGAACCAUGUGGUCAAAACGCACGACCAACUGGCCGGCUUCCGACUCACAGAAGAGGACGAACGGCAGAUCCGCGCGCUCUCCAAGGAUCCCAAUAUUGUGGACAAGAUCGUCGACUCGAUCGCCCCGUCCAUCUACGGCCACAGAGACGUGAAGACCGCAGCGGCGCUUUCCCUCUUCGGCGGCGUCAGCAAAGAAGCACAAGGGAAGCACAAAAUCCGCGGCGACAUUAAUGUCCUCCUCCUCGGUGACCCAGGAACCGCCAAAUCACAGGUCCUAAAGUAUAUUGAGAAGACGGCGCACCGUGCCGUCUUCGCGACUGGCCAGGGCGCAUCGGCAGUUGGUUUGACGGCAUCUGUGCGCAAAGAUCCCUUGACGCAAGAAUGGGGACUCGAAGGCGGGGCUCUUGUCCUCGCAGACAGGGGAACCUGCUUGAUUGACGAGUUCGACAAGAUGAAUGACGCAGACCGCACGAGUAUUCACGAGGCGAUGGAACAGCAAACCAUAUCCAUUUCCAAGGCCGGCAUCGUCACCACCCUGCAGGCGAGGUGUGCGAUCGUGGCGGCCGCCAAUCCCAAGGGAGGCCGCUAUAACGGGACCGUCCCGUUCAGUCAGAACGUGGAACUCACCGAGCCGAUUCUCUCGAGGUUUGACAUCCUGUGCGUGGUGAGGGACACGGUCGAUCCCGCCGAGGACGAGCGGCUCGCGAAUUUCGUGGUCAACAGCCACGGGCGCGCCCAUCCCGCGAAGAUUGAAACAGACGAGGAAGGGAAUACCGUGCCCAUGCGAGACGAUCCCGAGACGCAGAACGUGGCCAAGAACGACGACCAGCCGCAGCAAGAGGGCGCCAUUCCUCAGGAGUUACUGAGGAAAUACAUCCUAUACGCACGAGAGAAGUGCCGGCCCAAGCUAUACCAGAUCGACCAGGACAAAGUCGCAAGAUUAUUUGCCGAUAUGAGGCGAGAGUCGUUGGUCACAGGGGCGUAUCCCAUUACGGUCCGCCAUCUCGAGGCAAUAAUGCGCAUCGCCGAGGCGUUCUGCAAGAUGCGGCUGUCGGAUUUCUGCUCCUCGCAGGACAUUGACCGCGCCAUUGCCGUGACGGUGGACUCGUUUGUCGGGAGCCAGAAGUUGAGUUGUAAGAAGGCUCUGGCGAGAGCAUUUGCAAAAUAUACAUUGAAAAGACCGGAGAGGCAGCGAACGAGAGCCCAAGGGCGGGGUGCCGGGGCGAGUGCUGCAGCUUAG